CUCCCAAACUUGUUGAGGAGAAUGAUCUGAGACACUGGAAACCUGAUUUGGCUGGAAAAUUCUCACUUAAAUCUGCAUGACAUUCAAUUCGUGAUCAUCAUGAUGCCUCUAAAGAUCUCCAUGAGAUAUGGUCUUCAGUCAUGCCUGCAUCUACGAAGCUCAUAAGUUGAUAUUCGACAACAUCCUCCCUAUGGAAUCUGUCGUGCAAAGGAGAGGAAUUUCCCUUGCUUCGAAGUGUGUUUGUUGUGCCAAUCACCAGACCGAAUCCCUCAACCAGCUAUUUGUGCAUAGUCCUGCUGGUAAAGGAACUGGCCUGAAAGGAGAAAUCAUUGCGCUAUCGACGGGUGCAUUUUGCUUGCAUCCUACUAGUGCCCAGACUGAUACAAAAACACCUUGUGGCCUUGAUUUGGAAACAUGCUUCUUACUGGCAACUGCAUCAAAAAUGGAAAGAAAUGAAUUAUUACCUCAAAGCUGCAGCUCUCUGUCUACCAUUGUUACCUUGACACAAAUUUUUGGCUGAUUACUUAUCGAAGCUUGAGGAACUUCACUCCUACUAUGAUCUCUAUGAACUUCCUUUGGCUGUGCAACUUCUCAUCUGGCAAGAUAAGAUGGGAGUUGGUUGUAGACGUGGUCACUAAUUACUGUUUAGCUUUCUUUUUUGUUUUAACUUUCAGGAGUCUUAUUUGGCUAUGGCUCAUAUUUUGUAUUUUGUCUAUGCUAUGCACUUCUGGGGUCCUCAUCUAUUUGUGGCACUCUUGGAAUUGUAUGAGUCAUACACUACUAGAGGAGCAUUUUUUGUACUAAGCUUACUUAUGUGUGUGUGUGUGUAAGACAUGACAAUGGUUUAGUUGGGAAAAAUAUGCAACUGUUGAUUUUAGGCAGAAAAAGACAGCAGUACCAUAUAGCUAUAAAGGAAAUUAACCCUUGCAUGAAAAACGCAAACAAGCAAAUGAUCAUAUUCUCCAUGUUAAGCAACUCGGAAGAGUUAGAUUGUUUCAAUUUGAGCGUCAUUGAUGAUCUGAGGUUCAUAAACUUUUCCCACAGUAGAAGUGCUGUCUGGUAUCCCAGCUUGAUGCAUGUUUAUGCAGGAACUCCAAAGAAGGAGAUGUGAGUCAUUUCAUUCUGUUGAUCUUAUGACGGUCCGCAGCCAUAGUAGUAUCGAAUCAAAGUUACAAGUCUUUAGCUUUGCUCUCACCAAACAUCACAUUAAACCUGUUAUGUCUAUACGAAGUGACUUCAAAUUGCAUUCCCUUCG
Messenger RNA from Asparagus officinalis (garden asparagus), 1255 nucleotides. RefSeq lists its product as uncharacterized. The transcript is spliced from 2 exons. The record is from RefSeq and is a predicted model, not a curated record. Bases 128 to 520 code for a protein of 130 amino acids. NCBI's taxonomy places the organism in Eukaryota, Viridiplantae, Streptophyta, Magnoliopsida, Asparagales, Asparagaceae.